Molecule: messenger RNA, 2257 nt
Organism: Polypterus senegalus (gray bichir)
Lineage: Eukaryota; Metazoa; Chordata; Cladistia; Polypteriformes; Polypteridae
Exons: 11
Coding region: 84-2204 (706 amino acids)
Biological process (GO): prevention of polyspermy; binding of sperm to zona pellucida
Cellular component (GO): egg coat
Molecular function (GO): acrosin binding; structural constituent of egg coat
Source: RefSeq, a predicted model, not a curated record
UUUUUGUUUUGGUGUGUGCCUCAUUUAUGAGUGCUUGUGCUUGAAAGGGUCUGCUUUUGGGUUUGUCUUUGGGAUUUGAGCUCAUGAUGAUGUGGUUACAAGGGCAGGCAGUGCUGCCUUUGUUUCUAUUAGUAUGGCUCUCUGGAAUGAAUUGUAUGAUUAGAGUAGAAGGGUUUACGGGGGUCUGGAAGGAGGAUUCUAAUCCAACAGUACAAAACAUAAGCUCUGAAAAGGUAUUGGCUUUAGUGAAUAAAGAUUCAUUAAUUUCUCCUGUGUUGCCUUCUGAUGAAGGUAUAAGUUAUGGGUUUGAAGAUGGUGCUAAAGAUGGUUCAGGAGAUCCAUUAUAUCAGGGUUUUGAAGUACUCGAUGUGAAGGAGGUAAAUGUUUCAAUGAAACAGAAAGAAUUGACUAUUGGUGUGGUAAGUCAUGAUAAGAAGGUAGCUAAAGCUGUGAAAGCCAUUUAUUAUAAUCAAAAAGCUAUAGCUGGAGGUGAAUUGAGUGAUCCUGUUGUGUAUGCUGAUGCUCCCCAUGGAGCUGAUUUAGAGGAGUUUGAACUACUGCGGGAUAGAGAGGCCCAUGACAGUGAGCAUAGUGGUGCUUGGAGUCCUGAGCUGGGGUCUUACCGAAAGAAGCUUAUUGCUCCUCCUAAGCAGGUUUGUCAUGAAGUGGCUGUGUUGCCGUAUGAAACCAGUUGUGGUCAAAUGUCCAUGUCAGCCCAGUUUUUUGGCUCUCCUGAAGAUCUGAAAGUGAGGUUGAAUUCUUCCCUUGUGCAAGUAACCAGAAUUGCUCACCAAUGCAAGUACAAAAUGGAGAAGAGACCUGGAUCCUUCAUUUUUACAUCAUACAAUGAUGGCUGUAAUGUGCAGAAAAUAAGAGGCUGCUAUGUCCUGACUCUUCUCUGGCAAAAUGAGAAGGUGUCCCUUGCCUGUCCAGCAGGAGAUGUUUCUGUUGGCCUUCCACCAGCUGUGCUCUGCAAUGACACCAGCAUGACUGUUGGGCUCCCUUCAGGGUCUCCUGAUGACCUAAAAGUGAAAGAUCACCUCCAUUGGGUCCCUGCACGUCCACUUGCUAGGAGAUGCAAAUAUGUAUUUUUGAAAGAUGCUUUUGGAAGGAUUUUCUUUACUGUUUCAUACAAAGGCUGCUAUGUUAAGAGAGAGGGGAGCUACUAUAUCCUGACGGUGAGAUACACCAGUCCUAACCACAAGGAGAAUGUAUUGGACAUGAGGUGCCCAAUACACUCUGGGGAACAUGUGACUACUCCCCAUUCCACUGUUCCUCCAGUGUCUCAUCCAAAGGUAUCUUGCCACACUUCCACUAUGGAUGUGCUGCUGCCUGGUGCUGUGCCAGACCAGGUCAAAGUGAAGGACAAAAACCACCAGGAGGUGGCAGUGCAACCAUUGGCUGAGAGAUGUCACUAUCAGUUGCUGAGGAGAGGCCAUGAUCUGGUGUUUACUGCAAGCUAUACAUCGUGUCAUGUCCAUAUGGAGAGUAACCAUUAUAUACUAGAAGUAGUAUAUAAGCCAAGAAAUGGGCAGCCAGUAGUAGUUGCCAUGAGAUGUCCCAGCUCUCACUGGACUACCACAACGGCACCUGUAACCACAUCACCCAGCAAGCCUAGUCCUCUUUGCAAAGCCUCUAGCAUGAGUGUUCUGCUACCUCUAGGCUCCCUAGAUCAGGUUAAAGUUCUAGAUGCCUUCCAUCAUGAAGUAUUGGUACACACGGCUCCCAAAAGCUGUGGCUACCAUUUAAUGAAGAAACCGCAUGGGAUCCUCUUUGAAACUCCCUAUAAGGCUUGCCAUAUCCGAAUUGUGAAUCAUUACUAUACAUUGACUAUUGUCUACAAGCCCCGUGCUGGUCCCCAAAUUGUGGUGAACAUGAAAUGUCCUGUGAGCUGGCACCCACCAUUGCCACUGUCUACACCUAUAAAGCCCUCUACACUUAAGCCACCUCACAUAGCUUGUGGAGCAUCCAGCAUGUCUCUGGAGCUUCCCAGUAGCUUGCUGGGUCAGGUUCAAGUACUGGAUAAAUCUCACCACCCAGUAGUGGUCCUAGAUGCUCCCAAAGAAUGCCAGUACCAUUUGGUGAAGAGGGCAAGACUAUUGUCUUCACUGCAGGUUAUAAGAGUUGUCAUGUGCAUACAGAGCAUUCCCAUCAUGUUCUUGUUGUCCUCUAUACACUGGAGAAUGGUGUACAAGAGAGGGUAACCAUGAAAUGCCCUGUACACGUUGUGCCCUCAUCCAUCCCUGCCACAAGCAGA